ACUUGGGGAUUUGAUUCAAUAUUAUUGCAUUUGCAUAUAUAUUCAUUUGAACUUGGACGUUUUGUCUUCUCUUCCUAUUAUAUUGGUUAUCUGUGUUAAUGUUGCUACGCGGGCAUAUAAAAAUGUCGGCUUUGUCCCGCGUUAACAGUCAUUUAGAACAACAGACCUAAAAGAAGUGAUUAGUAAAGCCAGGUGACGCACCUAUACCAGGUAAGGCCAAUAGAAUUUUGUCGUGUCUUGAUGCCAAGUGGUUCAUGCCUAAGCCCAUUAUGAGAAGCUCUUGGAUGUUCGUAAUCUGUUUUGCUAUGCUCAUUCUGUACACAAACGGUCGAAUCUUAAGACCCGAAACGUCUUGGGAGGACGAGUUGGAGGAUGAUCUUGCUAAUAAUAAGCGCUCCUUGGCGUGCUCAUGCGAGGAUGGCUCGGGAAGAACCGGGACCCACUGGAUAUUCGAUUGUCCCAAGGGCUGGGCGGAUUGCGGUGGAUUCCGAUGCUGUGUAGAGACGAGCAAAUAAUGAGAACCUCUAAUGUUGAUUUUUUAACAAUGGAAAUGUCUCAAUAAAUUGUAGUACCAAAAAGAAA
Molecule: messenger RNA, 582 nt
Organism: Nematostella vectensis (starlet sea anemone)
Lineage: Eukaryota; Metazoa; Cnidaria; Anthozoa; Actiniaria; Edwardsiidae
Product: N.vectensis toxin 4-like
Exons: 3
Coding region: 255-515 (86 amino acids)
Source: RefSeq, a predicted model, not a curated record